GUAGAGGGCGGUAGCACGUAUGGGAGUUGUGUGGGGCACCCCAUCGGCUGUCGCAAUAAUUGUAUAAAGCAAAGCAAAACGGCCAGAGCGAGGGAUAACGAGUCUUUGUCUUUGAUUUCAUCCAUGGCUACUCAAGGGCAAGUCAUCACUUGCAAAGCUGCGGUUUCAUGGGAACCGAACAAGCCGCUGGUGAUAGAAGAUGUUCAGGUGGCUCCGCCACAGGCCGGCGAAGUCCGAAUCAAGAUACUGUUCACUGCUCUCUGCCAUACCGAUGCUUACACUUGGAGUGGCAAGGAUCCCGAAGGGCUCUUCCCUUGCAUUCUUGGCCAUGAGGCUGCUGGGAUUGUAGAGAGUGUUGGUGAAGGUGUGACUGAAGUUCAACCUGGGGACCAUGUAAUUCCUUGUUACACUGCAGAAUGCAGAGAAUGCAAGCUUUGCAGAUCUGGGAAGACAAAUCUCUGUGGCAAAGUGCGGGAAGCUACUGGAGUUGGAGUUAUGCUGAAUGAUCGCAAGAGUCGAUUCUCUAUCAAUGGAAAACCAAUCUAUCAUUUCAUGGGAACCUCAACGUUUAGUCAGUACAGUGUUGUACACGAUGUUAGUGUUGCAAAGAUUGAUCCAAAAGCUCCUCUGGAGAAGGUCUGCCUACUAGGUUGUGGUGUUUCUACAGGUCUUGGAGCAGCUUGGAACACAGCAAAAGUAGAACCGGGUUCUAUUGUUGCUGUUUUUGGACUUGGGACUGUUGGUCUUGCUGCUGCAGAGGGUUCAAAAACAGCUGGUGCCUCUCGAAUAAUAGGCAUAGAUAUUGACAGCAAAAAAUUUGAGAGAGCAAAGAAUUUUGGAGUUACAGAAUUCAUCAAUCCGAAGGACCAUGAUAAACCAGUACAGCAGGUUAUUGUUGAGCAAACUGAUGGUGGUGUUGACUAUAGUUUUGAGUGCAUAGGAAAUGUCUCUGUGAUGAGGGCUGCUCUUGAAUGCUGUCAUAAGGGUUGGGGAACGUCGGUUAUAGUUGGUGUUGCAGGAGCAGGUCAGGAAAUAGCCACCCGUCCUUUUCAGCUUGUAACUGGACGUGUUUGGAAAGGAACUGCCUUCGGUGGUUUCAAAAGUCGUACCCAGGUUCCUUGGCUUGUCGAAAAGUACAUGAAGAAGGAAAUCAAGGUUGACGAGUACGUCACACACACGUUGACACUUGUGGAUAUGAACAAGGCCUUUGAUCUGCUGCAUGAAGGGGAUUGCCUCCGCUGUGUGCUUUCUAUGUUUCCAUGAGCUGAUCCAUUUACUACUGUGAUAUUUUGGAGCUUUUGUGUGUGGUUGCAAGCUGCUCAACCCUUUGAGCAAUCGUUGUGUUCUAUAUGAAGUAGCACAUGCGAAGUUGUUAUUUUGAAACAUAAACUGUUUAUCUGGAAAAGACAGUGUCCUAGAUUCCUAGUCAA
Molecule: messenger RNA, 1430 nt
Organism: Macadamia integrifolia
Lineage: Eukaryota; Viridiplantae; Streptophyta; Magnoliopsida; Proteales; Proteaceae
Product: alcohol dehydrogenase class-3
Exons: 9
Coding region: 124-1263 (379 amino acids)
Biological process (GO): formaldehyde catabolic process
Cellular component (GO): cytosol
Molecular function (GO): S-(hydroxymethyl)glutathione dehydrogenase [NAD(P)+] activity; zinc ion binding
Source: RefSeq, a predicted model, not a curated record